CUGUCUUGACGUGAGCUUGGGUUUGAACAAUCUUACGUGUCAUUCUCAGAGUUUCAGUCAUUCAGAAACCUCCUGGACGCUUUUUGUGGACAAAUCCAUGCUGGUUCUGGAUUUGUUAUUGAUGAGCUGUGGUCGCACUGGUUAACGGUUGCUAACUUGCUAGAAGCAUGAAGGCUUUGAUCCUGGUGGGGGGGUAUGGGACCCGGUUGCGACCGCUCACCCUGAGCGUCCCAAAACCUCUGGUGGAGUUCUGCAACAAACCCAUCCUGCUGCACCAGGUGGAGGCACUGGUCAAGGCUGGGGUGGACCAUGUUAUUCUGGCGGUGAGCUACAUGUCAGAGCUGCUGGAGAGAGAGAUGAGAGUCCAGGAGCAGAGACUUGGGAUUCGUAUUUCUCUGUCUCAUGAGAUGGAGCCUCUGGGAACAGCGGGUCCUCUGGCGUUGGCUCGAGAGCUGCUGAAUGUGGACAACGAGCCGUUCUUUGUCCUGAAUUCAGACGUCAUCUGUGAUUUUCCCUUCAAAGAUCUGCUGCAGUUCCACCACAACCACGGCAAGGAGGGAACCAUCGUGGUAACUCGGGUGGAGGAGCCCUCUAAAUACGGUGUGGUGGUGUUUGAGGCGGAGGGCGGGAGGAUCCAUCGCUUCGUUGAGAAACCACAGGUGUUCGUCUCUAACAAGAUCAAUGCCGGCAUGUACAUCUUCAAUCCCAGCAUGCUCAGCAGGAUCCAGCUGAGACCAACGUCCAUAGAGAAAGAGAUAUUUCCUGUCAUGGCAGAGGAGGGACACCUGUACGCCAUGGAGCUACAAGGUUUCUGGAUGGACAUCGGUCAGCCUAAAGACUUCCUGACAGGGAUGUGUAUGUACCUUCAGUCGGUACGACAACACGCUCCGGAGCGGCUACGCACGGGGCCCGGUUUCCUUGGCAACGUUCUGGUGGACCCCACGGCUCAGAUCGGAGAGAACUGCACCAUCGGCCCCAACGUGACCAUCGGCGCCGGCGUGGUUGUGGAGGAUGGCGUCAGGAUAAAACGAUGCACGGUGCUGAAGGGAGCGCGGGUUCGAUCGCACUCCUGGCUGGAGAGCUGCAUCGUGGGGUGGAGCUCCUCUGUUGGCCAGUGGGUUCGUAUGGAGAAUGUGACGGUGCUGGGGGAGGAUGUGAUCGUGAAUGACGAGCUUUACCUGAACGGUGCCAACGUCCUGCCUCACAAAUCCAUCAACGAGUCGGUCCCAGAGCCACGGAUCAUCAUGUAGCAUCGGGUGGAGGAGAAAAGCUCAGCGCCUUUUAUACGAACUCAAGUCAACACCCAAACUGUGCCAGAGAGAAGGGGAGGGGGGGGUGAACAGACGGGCAGAGGGAAGGAGUAGGAGGAGAGAAACAUGAACAAAAGAAGGCUUUUUUUGUUUCUUUUUUGAAUUACUUUGGACUCGUUUUUAGCCCUGCUUGGCUGCAACUUCCAUCAAUCAGAAAAGAUGGCGUAAGCAUGUGAUCUGUCAAAAAGCAGCCUGGCCCCUCAGGCUUUUUAAACUUGUGUCACAGCUUCAGUUAGGACAUCAAACACUAAUGUCCUGAAAGUGGUGGAUGGUGAAUGUGUCAUGUGAACACUGCUUUAAUUGAGAGAAAGCCAGGUAGGGUGGCUGGUAUACCUGGGCUGGUGGAGGGAAUAAUACUGAGGGGAGGAGGGGGUUAGGGAGCGAUAGGAACACUGCUGUUUAGAUUCACUAUGCAUUUACAUGCCCUGGACUGCUACAGAGUAUCAGUGAUUUGGAUAGGAUCAUACUACACCUACAUGUUUCUCUGCUGGAGCAGGGACUGGAUUCAUGAUUGAUGACACUGAGAUCUCUGAUCUGAUGUGUUAAACAAAAUGCAGUAUUGGUUGUAGUUAAAGCUGCACACGCAGCAGAACAAGCUCCAACACAACAUCUGGAAUAUUAUCACCAUAUAAAGUGCAAAGAGCUUCUUCUUUUACACAUCCAGCAGGUGAAGAGAAACACUUAUCAGCCAAUUGGCGUCAUGUGGCCUGAUGAAUGUAAUUUGAUCCAUUUUUAUAUAACAAUAUUGAUCAACGCAGCUUUAAUCGGUUGUUAAGUACAUGUCAGUUUUGUCUCGUUGCCUUGGUAAACUUCACACAUUUUUCUGUUCUUUCCUUUUUACUAUAAAAACUGCGACUCAAUGCCAAACUUUACUGCUCCGUAAAAAGUGACAUGUAGCGAGGUUUUAUGUAACAAACUGCAGUUUCUGGAGUUCAGAUAUGAGAGUCAGACAGUAAGACUGCAGCGGGAGAUACUUUAAAAUCAUAUAUUGUUUUGACAUGUUUUUCAUUUGUUCCGUGGUGUUUUCAGUGUUCAUCUCCAGCUGAGGAUGUUGGAAAUUCGCUCUUUAGUUUUAGUGGGAUGCUGUCAUGAGCUGAAUUGUUGGAUGUGUUAAAACUUUUGUUUGUGAUGCUAGAUGAAGAGAAGUCAGAGUCAAUCCUUCCUGUGUAGUUGCUGAGAUAUCUCACUCUUUACCAAAGUGUUGGGCCAUCAAACUGUCUGACGGACUAAAGUUGCUGAAUUUAACAUAUUUUGAAUGAGGUAUAUUAAUAAACACAAAGGGAAGAGGGAUUGAAAGAGAUUUCAGUCCUCUCGCUCAAAUGAAGAGGAUGUAUUAACCACGCCAUCCUUGCUGUAAAAACAAAUCAUUUUUAAUGUUCAACAGAGAUGAGGUUAAAUCAGUAGACGCCUCUUUGAGUAAAGUAACCUGUUGAACCCUUACAGUUGAAUUCUUCUGGAGCUCGUCACUACAGGCGUCCGUGUUUUUGUCAGCAAAGAUUCACAGAGGUUAGUUACUUGCUGCAGGUGAGAUCAGCUGUAAGUCCAACACUGAUCUCUGAACACGAUGCUGUGGUUGUUAUGCAGUUAGUGAUGAACGGUAUGUAGGAUACUGAUAUAAAGACUUUAACCGUGUCUGAAUGAAUGAAGUCAAUUCUUGUAAUGAAGUCUUUUUUAAAGAGAGUAAUAUAAUCUACUGACCACAUUCA
Molecule: messenger RNA, 3016 nt
Organism: Seriola aureovittata
Lineage: Eukaryota; Metazoa; Chordata; Actinopteri; Carangiformes; Carangidae
Gene: gmppb
Product: GDP-mannose pyrophosphorylase B
Exons: 10
Coding region: 168-1250 (360 amino acids)
Biological process (GO): GDP-mannose biosynthetic process; cell wall mannoprotein biosynthetic process
Cellular component (GO): cytoplasm
Molecular function (GO): mannose-1-phosphate guanylyltransferase (GTP) activity; GTP binding
Source: RefSeq, a predicted model, not a curated record